AUGGAUAGAUGUGCCUUUCAUGCAUUGUGUAACAUGCUUAAAAGGGUUGGAAGGUUAGAACAAAGUAGGAAUAUGGGUGUGAAAGAAAUGGAUUGCCUAGGAGGCUUGGAUGAUACUCAUAUCAAAGUCAAUGUCCUUGAGGCUGAUAAGUCUAGAUAUCGAAAUAGAAAAGGUGACAUAACAACCAAUGUGCUUGGAGUGGUUGCUCCCGAUAUGCAAUUUAUCUACGUACUGACGGGUUGGGAGGGUUCAGCUGCGGAUUCUAGGAUAUUAAGAGUGAUGGUUGUGGAUCCUAUUGAUGAGAUAGAAGAUCAAAAUAUACUUGGAGUAGAUGGUGAGACGAUCCACCAUAUUGAGACGAGUGAUGUUUGGGGUAGAUGGAGAGAUCAACUUGCACAAGAAAUGUAG
Messenger RNA from Arachis duranensis, 408 nucleotides. RefSeq lists its product as uncharacterized. The transcript has 3 exons. The record is from RefSeq and is a predicted model, not a curated record. The coding region runs from base 1 to 408 and encodes 135 amino acids. NCBI's taxonomy places the organism in Eukaryota, Viridiplantae, Streptophyta, Magnoliopsida, Fabales, Fabaceae.